AUGCACCGCCGCCUUCCACCCGCCCACAAUUACGUCCGGCUCGCCGUCGCCCCGCCUUGCAACGACGCCAUCACCCUCCGGAGGACCAUCCAGACAGCGCUCGGACAGUCGUUCGGGCUCGUCUCAUCGCACACGUACGUCGACGUCCUCUGGAUCGCCGAGGAGGGCACGGAGGCCGUCGUCCGGAUAUCACCAAGCGAGACGGAAAAGCUGCUGGCUGCCGUAGCCGCUGCCAGCGCCCUGCCCAGGCUUUCGCUUGUAAAACAAUCCACUUUCCUUCCGUCGCUGUUAAGCACGAAUGUGAUUUUCUAA
Epithele typhae is the source of this 312-nucleotide messenger RNA. RefSeq lists its product as uncharacterized. The record is from RefSeq and is a predicted model, not a curated record. The transcript has 2 exons. Bases 1 to 312 code for a protein of 103 amino acids. Lineage: Eukaryota; Fungi; Basidiomycota; Agaricomycetes; Polyporales; Epitheliaceae.